Messenger RNA from Nerophis ophidion (straightnose pipefish), 856 nucleotides. RefSeq names its product oligosaccharyltransferase complex subunit 4 (non-catalytic) (gene ost4). NCBI's taxonomy places the organism in Eukaryota, Metazoa, Chordata, Actinopteri, Syngnathiformes, Syngnathidae. The transcript is spliced from 4 exons. Gene Ontology annotation, cellular component: oligosaccharyltransferase complex. The record is from RefSeq and is a predicted model, not a curated record. Bases 28 to 141 code for a protein of 37 amino acids.
CACAUUGAUUAAAAAAAGCAGAUAACAAUGGUGACAGACGUACAGCUGGCCAUCUUUGCAAACAUGCUCGGCGUGUCGCUGUUUCUGCUGGUUGUCUUGUACCACUACGUGGCCGUUAACAACCCCAAAAAGCAGGACUAGUCCAGGACAUGGCGAGAUGUUGGAAUCACCACCACCCAGGAAAAGAAUACAUUCCCUCUCCUUAAAAUGAUUUCCCAAAGAUUGUGCAGUAGUUUGUUUUCUAAUUAAAAUAUACAAACAUGUGCUAUUGUGACAGUGAUUUGUGUACGCGUGCCAUACAAGACCAUACACAACAUCAAAAAUGACGACCCAAAGUUGGCCUUUACAAAAUAUUUUUAUGGAAUAUUAAACACUUAUGGUCCACAGGGCAAUUAUACUUACAGUCGUGUUUGUACUCAACCAUGAAACAUCUUCACAUUUAGUCACAAGACAAAAAGUGACUUUAAAUUCAUAGCAAACAUAUUGGCAACAAAAGACACAACCUGGAGAAUAAGAUACAUAAGUGAGGUGGACAAGGUGCUAUGGUGCUCAUCAGUCAGAAUAAAAUAGAAUGGAGGCGGGGUGAUGUUGAUAUGAGGGUGUCAGUUUAGUAUUUUGGGAGGUGAAGCAGUCGAACAGAAAACAACCGCAACAACAAGAUAGUAUUGUCUUGCUGCUUGCUUAUGUUCUCUUUAGUGAAGGCACUUAAGCCUCUAGCAACAAGAAGUGCAUACCUGAAGCACAUUUAUUGAAUACAAAUAAUGUACUCUACUUUAAUCCCCUGGGUACUUCUUUAGCACAAUUUAAUGUUGAAAUGUUUAAAAAAAAAAAAAAAGUGUCUCUCAUACAUAUCGUU